AUGGGGGAGGUAUGGAAGGAAGUAAAAGACGGUCGAUCGAAAGAGGUUGUAGCCCCCUGCCAACACGGUGAGCAGUCGCAGAAACGGCGCGCACCUCCCCUCCCCUGCCCCUCCGCUCCCGUCCUCCACUUUGACUCCAAUUACCUGCCGCGGACGGGCAUUGCAGGGCAAGACGAAGGGACCUCACUGAAAGCACGGCCGUGGUGGCUGGCGCGACAGUGGGUUCCAGUUGCUGGAGGGGUUCGGCUGCUCGUGCAGGUGGCACUGGUGGGGCGGGCGCCCGCUGAUAACCGGCCACUGAACGGCUCCCCCGCACAGGGCAUUGGCGGGCGAUGUGGGGGACUCUGGGGGAGUCUGCAGCGGCGUUCCACCGCCGUGGCCCCAGGGCGCACUCCGAUGACCCCUCCGGUGCUCGCGCCGGGGCGGGCUUUCACGAUUACUGCUCGUUUGGGCAAUGUGCGUAUGGAUGGCCUGGCCCGGGCCCCCGGGGGUUGUUUGAGCGCUGGAAGUGGGCAUCAUCCAAGCUUCGCCGUUUAUCAAAACUGGAGAUGCGCUUGUGCUUGGCCCGCUCUCCCCGACGCCGUCAACGCUCCGGGGUGCGGAGGCCGCGCGCCCCGCCGGCCAUAUUCCCAUCUCUCCGUUGGACCGAGACAUGAGUGCAGAUAUCAGGAACUGGAAACGCCUCGCCUUGGCAUGGAUGCCGUCGCUGUUCGAACGCGUGCUUGUAUUUGGAUGGUGGCAUGCUUGACAGCUUCGUGGCGAGGCGGGUUGGGCAAGCUCACUGAACGCGAAUGCGUAGCGCCAGGUGCUAGCCCCGUAGCCUUGGCUUAUUGCAAUACAUGUGAAAUCAACGAUAGCCCUACAAUAGGAGUUUCUACUUGUCUACUGAAGGUGACACCAGUUCGCAUGCAGUGGCAGCAGCCAUUCACGGAACAUGCAGCAUUCGCCUAUCUCAUCUCUAUCCUCCGCCGGCCGUUGGUCCACGCGGCCGUGUCCGUUGCCCACCCCAGCUGCCCCUUGUCUCCAAGUCCCCCGCUUACACUCUGUCAGUCAUCGUCCCUACACAGCUCUGGUCCAACCUAUUCGAUAUAUAUAUUUCGAGCGCCUGUGCCCUCUAGCUCUUCACAUUCCCAGCUCCAUCCGUUGAACACUGCUCAGGCCUUCUCACCUCGAUAUUCGGCUGCGGCACCCUCUGAGCGCUUUCUCAAAACUACUUCCCAAACAGGCAAGGGCAGGCGCAGCUCCACCCGAUACCGUCGGCCGUCGGCACGGCGAGCGAGCUUUCAGAGGGGGGCUUUGGGCUGCUGCUCCGCCGGCGGCCAAUCACGGAACCCCGGCGCGGGUCCCCCGCAUCCCUGCCGCCUGACGACCGGGAGCCUGUCACUGGCGAGCCUGUCGCGCGCGCGUGCUCGCUGA
Purpureocillium lilacinum is the source of this 1416-nucleotide messenger RNA. Lineage: Eukaryota; Fungi; Ascomycota; Sordariomycetes; Hypocreales; Ophiocordycipitaceae. The record is from RefSeq and is a predicted model, not a curated record.